This is a messenger RNA of Iphiclides podalirius (scarce swallowtail), 918 nucleotides long. Lineage: Eukaryota; Metazoa; Arthropoda; Insecta; Lepidoptera; Papilionidae. The record is from the annotation of a GenBank genome assembly.
AUGGCGUUUCCCCAGCCUAAUGCGCAAAGAGAAUUGACGAACCGAAAAAUAUUGGAGGAGCUCCAAUUAAAGAAGCAAAUGCUAUUGAAACAGGGUGCUGUAGCACCAUUAACAGCUACCUCUAUACCACUCACUCAACCAAACCCAGUUAGCCAGCUGCCUAUGUGUUCUAUUCCACCAGUAUCCGCUACUGCUGGUUUUCCUCAGUUACCAGAAGCAAAUAUUGUUAAUACUAGCCAUAGAGCUGCUCUGCAACACGCCAACGCCACCUCAUGUGGUUUCUUUGUGUCACAAGACUCCUCCUUUGAAGGGCAUUUACAAGACUUAUCAGGUUUUAUAAAGCCAAAGAUAGAGUAUGAACAAUAUGAAACCCCGCCACACAUAGCUGCUGUUGCUCUUUACACAAUGCAGACACAGUUUGAAGCACUUGAAAAUCAAUUAGUGCUUGAUGCGGGUUGUGGCCCCGGUAUUUUAGGAUUAGGUGCUGCUUUCUUGGGAGCAGGAUUGGUCACAGCAGUGGAUAUUGAUGAAGACGCCCUUGAUGUUUUAAGAGAAAAUAUAAAUGACACAGAAAUAAGUAAUAUAGAUGUAAUAAAGUGUGAUUUUCUUGUUUGUCAAAAGCACAGAUGGGAGAACUAUUUUGAUACAGUUUUAAUGAAUCCUCCAUUUGGCACAAAAAACAAUGCCGGAAUUGACAUGAAGUUUCUUCACAUGGGGCUCAACUUUGCCAGUGAUAGUGUUUAUUCCUUACACAAAUCAACAACAAGAUCACACAUCCAAAAGAAAAUCAAGGAGUGGGGUGUUAAAGGGAAUGUUAUUGCGGAGUUGCGAUAUAACUUGGCUGCAACCUACAAGUUUCAUAAACUCCAGUCCCGCGACAUCGCCGUAGAUUUAUGGCGUUUAAAACAUCCUCACACA